CCACACAGGUGCCCCCGUGAGUAGUCUCAAAAGCAGGCUCCACCAAAAGGGUAUCUUUCCUGCUGCUUACGGAUAGUGUGUCCUAAUUUCUACAGUAAGCUUAUCGUUAUGUUUUUAGUACUAUCUUACUUCAUCAGAAGACAGCGGGAAUUCGAGAACAAUACGUAAUCUGUAAAACUAGAAUACAUACAAAAUCCGUUGUAGGGCCUGCUGUGUAGGCUAUCUAUGCCCCAGGACCAGAGUAAAAACAUGGCGGCGCCAGGUUGGACCAGUUUUGGGUUUCUUGCGUUGUCCCUUGUGUUCUUCCUGUCUGUAGUCUGUUCCGAGGCCUUGUCACAUCCCUCCAAGGAUAUUCUUGAUCCAGAGAGUUCCACAAAGCAUGUGAGGCACAUGAGAAGGGUGGAGGGAACGCCAGAGAAGCGUACUGGCAGGCUACAGAAGAGGGCUGCCGACCAGCCCGACAGGUCCAGGUGCGACAACACCGACUUCACGGAACAAGUCGAGCAGGGCACCAGCAAAUUCACAUUUCAUAAUGAGACCAACCUGAGUGUGUCCAUGACUUGGGCAGGAGAGAACAAUGGGGUACUGCUGGUACUGACAACUGAUGAAUGGGGACCAUUUGUUGGACCAACAAUGCUCUGGAGGAGUACGGACUACGGGAAGACUUUCCAGAAUAUCAGUAAGAAAAUCAACAACGCCUACAUCAAGAAGGACAAUGGAAUGUUCAAAAGCUUGCUAGACCCUGCCAGAGUUCUCCUGGUGUCUUACAUGUCGGAUGGUGAUAGCACAGGCUCCAGGAUCUACAUCACUACAGACGGGGGAGAGACCUUUGAUGGCAUCACUCUCGACUUUAAUGUGGACACUUUGCAGUUCCACCCAAAGAACAAGGACUACAUCCUGGCACACACGUCCCACAGCGAUCACUCUCUUUACCUGUCCAAGGAUUUUGGUCGAACCUGGACUGUGGUACAUGACUAUGUUGCUGAUUUCAAAUGGGGUACUGCCACCUAUGAUACAGACAGCACAAUAUACCUGACGUAUGACCCUAAGCACAUGAUUUCAGCUGGUAUGUAUCCAUAUGACAUGAAUUCGGACUACUAUGAUGACUAUGGAAUGUGGGGAAUCGAAUUCCCAAGGCCGGAAAGUUAUAAUUUUGACCUGUUGAAGACCACUGAUUUGGGAGGAAACUUUGUUGUGGUUGCGGAACAUGUGUACAGUUUUGGUCAGCAGGGGCAGUUCCUUUAUGUUUCCAUUGAGCUGAAUGAAAAUAAUUACACCAGAGUGAUGCAUGUGUCCAGAGAUGGGGGAAAGACAUGGGAGCUUGCUCAGCUGCCCUCAAUAACACCAGACAGGUUCUACUCCAUCCUGGACAUGUCUGAGGGAAUGGUGUUCAUGCAUGUGGAUGAUGAAGGAGACACAGGAACGGGAACCAUUUACACAUCAGGCGCAGAUGGAAUCAUCUUCUCUGUGUCACUUACAUCACAUUUGUACCCUAACUUUGAAAGCGUGACAGACUUCUACAAGGUCAAGUCCCUCAGAGGAGUGUAUUUGGCCAGUCAGAUUAGGGAAGACAAAAGCAUCAGGACCAUGAUAACCUAUGACAGGGGAGGGGUGUGGCAGCCUGUUCCCACCCCAGCAGGGAUGACGUGUGAGAAGCCCAGUGACCAGUGUGGGCUGCAGAUUCACAAUCAGUACAGCAGAGUGAAGGGAAUCAACGCUCCCAUGGGUCCACUCAGUGAACCUAACGCAGUAGGCCUCAUUCUUGUCCAUGGUCAUGUGUCUGAUGCACUGCAAACAACAAACCCCGAUGUUUACAUCUCUGAUGAUGGUGGCUACAACUGGUUUAAGGCCCUGGACGGUCCCCACCACUAUGCUAUAGGAGACCAUGGGGGUUUACUGGUUGCCGUGCCUGCAUCUGCUGACCGCUUGGCUAACACCAUCAGGUACUCGUUUGAUGAGGGCCAGUGUUGGAGAGACUACAAGUUUACUGAGGAGGAAAUAGUCUUCACUGGGCUGCUGACAGAGCCAGGAGCCAAGACCAUGAAAGUUGGGAUCUGGGGAUUCGGGCGCGAGGACCACAAGUGGAGAGUCACCGUCAUUGACUUUGAAAAAGUUGUUACAAGACAGUGUACUGAUGAUGACUAUGACACAUGGCAGGCCCAUGAGGAGUACCAUAAGGAGGGUAUAGAGGAUGCCUGUCUGCUGGGUGUCAAGGAAACCUACCGUAGGAGGAAGAAAAACACACUGUGUAAGAAUGGCUACAGCUAUGAGGUUCAGCUGGAAAAACAUCACUGUACCUGCAUGGAGGCUGACUAUGAAUGUGAAUAUGGCUUCCAUCGGGACAGUGAGAACAGGUGUACUGUAGACAAGGACUACAUCAGCAAAUUUCCGGAGGUCUGUGAAAACGGAGAAUUACAGGAGAUCAAGAGUAAUGGGUAUCGCCUAAUUCCUGGUGAUGAGUGUGUUGGUGGAAAAGCUCCCGAGACUUCCCUGGUAGACCUGAAAGAACGCUGUAAUAAACAGGAGCAGUUUCAGGAGGGAUACGGACUGGCCAACUUUAAUGCAUAUUUCAACAAAGAGGGAGCUGGAGGUAAAGUAGUGGCUGGCCUGACUGUCACUGUCAUUCUUGUUGCUCUCCUCAUCAUCUUUGUGUAUUAUGGCAAGAGAUGGUGGCAUCGUAGACAGAACCGGGAGGUGUACCGGUACUCGGAGCUGAACCAGACUGAUGACGUUACCCUGGAGGAGGACCACUCCAGCAAAACUUGGGUCUACCAUGAUGACUCUGAUGUGGACUUGUUGCCAUGAGGCUGACUGAGUGAACUACAGGCUGGCUGUCCAAGAAAACUACAAGCAAGGCCAGGAGAAAGUCCUACACGUGUGUUACAUAGGAUGGCUGUGCAGAUUAGACAGUAAAAACACUAAAGGAGAGGCACAGUAGUGUGUUACGGAUUCUUCCCAGUUCUUUAGAAGUAGAAAACUUGACUAUCCUGAGCAAAUUGAAUAAUAGCAAGUCUAAAGAGUUCUUUCUGCCCCUCUCCCAUUUGAUAUUUUGAGUGUUCCUGAUCCUUUUAUGAGAACAAGUCUGUGGUUCACUCUCCUUGGAUUUAGAAUGUUUCUGAACAAAGUCAUUGACUUGCCUUUUGUUAAGUAACCUUACAAAAUCUGCAUGGCCACUAGAGAAAAUGAGAAUUUAGAUUUGACUGGCUGGAUCCCAAGCCAGGUAAAAACAAGAAAAUUAAGGCGACUAUAAAUUCAUCUACUUUUGCGGUGGUUGUAUUUUGCAGUAGGAAGGAAAGGCAGGUUUUUGUGGUGAUUUAAGUCUGUGAUGGGAACAAUAAUAUUCUGUGGUGCAGUAGUAUGAGGGAGACAUAUAUCUGUAGUGUCAUGCGUUUACGGUGGAGAGGGCACUGCAAAAACUUUGAAAGUAAAGCUGCUGUGAAUGCUACAUGUAUUUCCUGCAUUUUGAGGGGCAUAGUUUGCUGGUAGGUGAAGCUGAGUUUAAUGAUAUUGCUGCAUUCACUUCAUUCUGUUAAAUACUAGUAGAAUAUGGAAUAUUGUCUUGUUUUAACUGUUGAGGAGGAUAUAUAUAUAUUUUCAGUCUUUCAAGUUCCAAACAAGCAGUUAUUUGUCAGGUGGUUGUUACCUAUGCAAUUGUCUCUCAAUACUGAGGAGCUGCUAUUCUAUAUUGUAUUUCAUAUCUUAAUAUAUUUAGAGAUUUAAAGAGAGACUCUCCUGUUCCUGUUUGUACAUUUUGGUUAUGCUGCCAGGGCCUUGUCAAUAUGAACCUGUGCAAUUACUAGUAUUAUUUCAUAUACAGAGUUUGUGUGUUUUCUGGUUUUACAACUUUUUUCCAACCUGUAAGUAGACCAUAUCUUUCAAUAUCAGACAGGAAGAAAUGUUCAACUGGAUUUUUACAUUCAAGUGAUUUAAGGGCUAAUCCAGUGGGACAUUCGUUACAAGUUUUCCUUUUCGUACUUGCUUUAAAAGCUCUGAUAUAUCAGUUCUAUUACCUGCUUGUUAAGAAAGAGACCAGCAAGGGUACCCUACCACUUGGCACUGUUGAUAGUGAAAUUAGAAUUUCUUUAUCUAGCAACGGCUGGUUUUCUUAGAGUGGUUCAUCUGUAUUAUUCAUGUUUAUGCAUUACCAUCAUUCAGCUGUACCAUAAUAUGAUAGGUAUUACCAGCAGGUAUUCCUUGCCUGCUUUAGACAUGAUUUUUGGUGGAAUAUUUCAAACUGUCUCUUUAUAGAAUCCACUCAUAGCAUUCAAUGUUUCCACCUUUAGAAACAAGAAGAAAAUUACUCUUAAAAUCUUUUCUUUUUGGUCUUCCACAUCUCCACUUUGCUGUAAAUAAGAUGAGUCUGUUUUAUAUAAAUAUUAAGGAAAGACUAAGUACACAAUUUCAUCAACAGAACGGACAAGGGUAAAAUUAAAGGAAGCUCAUAUCUAGCUGUAUACAUGAUAGGAAAGUGAGCUAAAACAAUUUUCUUGAGGUGUCUCAUUGGUGAUGCAAUUCUCAUCUUUAAGGAAUUUCUUGAUGAAAAGAGGUGUGUCAAAUAUAGAAUUCUUCACAAAA
Branchiostoma belcheri (Belcher's lancelet) is the source of this 4575-nucleotide messenger RNA. RefSeq names its product sortilin-like. Gene Ontology annotation, biological process: endocytosis; vesicle organization; Golgi to endosome transport. The coding region runs from base 226 to 2805 and encodes 859 amino acids. Gene Ontology annotation, cellular component: membrane; Golgi apparatus. NCBI's taxonomy places the organism in Eukaryota, Metazoa, Chordata, Leptocardii, Amphioxiformes, Branchiostomatidae. Gene Ontology annotation, molecular function: protein binding. The transcript is spliced from 26 exons. The record is from RefSeq and is a predicted model, not a curated record.